Oreochromis niloticus (Nile tilapia) is the source of this 5754-nucleotide messenger RNA. It is a transcript of the gene ranbp9, whose product is annotated as RAN binding protein 9. NCBI's taxonomy places the organism in Eukaryota, Metazoa, Chordata, Actinopteri, Cichliformes, Cichlidae. The transcript has 15 exons. Bases 461 to 2311 code for a protein of 616 amino acids. The record is from RefSeq and is a predicted model, not a curated record. Gene Ontology annotation, molecular function: protein binding.
CUGUUCUCAGCCAAUCAGAUCAGCGGAUAAUGCUCCGACAACAAACAAAAGAUCGAGGCUAGCCGAGCUCAUCAUACUUUGUCGAUCCGUCUAGGCUAACGUUAGUAGUUACUUUGCCCCCAGCAACGACUAGCUCCCUGUUUUUUUAAACUUCUUCGCUCAGAUCCGGUGGGGCAGUCUCAUCCUCUUGUUUCUAUUUGUGUUUUAGUCAGACCUAAUGUCAACCUGAGCCAUUUUCAGCUAUCGCUUCGCCUUUGCUGGCCAAGCUAAACGCGUUAGCCAGGUUAGCUGUUCGGCUAACCAGCUCUGGCUGCCUCUCUGCAACAACCAGCGAAGCCAAUUAGCUUAGCUUCCUAGCUCGCUAGCUUUGCUAACUCCCCUUUAAAACUUGACACUGACGGACACAAGUGGUUCUGGCUUGUUGCUGACAAGCCAGUUUACUAAAACUCGUGUCGUAGCCAUGUCUGGACAGUCAUCCGGCGGUGGGUUUCUGAUGUCGGUAGUUGUCCACGGAGACUCGGCUCUGAACGAGCAGGAAAAAGAGCUCAAUCAACGGCUCCGACGGCUCUAUCCGGCCGUUAACGAAAACGAGACUCCACUUCCCCGAUCCUGGAGCCCGAAGGACAAGUUCAGCUACAUCGGACUGUCUCAGAACAACCUCCGUGUACACUAUAAAGGUCAUGGAAAAACACCCAAAGAUGCUGCAUCAGUGCGGGCCACCCACCCUAUCCCAGCUGCCUGCGGGGUCUACUACUUUGAGGUGAAGAUCAUCAGUAAAGGCAGAGAUGGGUACAUGGGUAUCGGCCUCUCAGCUCAGGGUGUAAACAUGAACAGACUCCCUGGUUGGGACAAGCACUCUUAUGGUUACCAUGGAGAUGACGGCCACUCCUUCUGCUCGUCUGGCACCGGGCAACCUUAUGGACCCACGUUUACAACAGGCGAUGUGAUUGGCUGCUGCGUUAACCUCAUCAACAACACCUGCUUCUACACAAAGAAUGGCCACAGCCUAGGUAUUGCCUUCACAGACCUACCACCUAACUUGUACCCGACCGUGGGCCUUCAGACUCCAGGGGAGGUGGUGGAUGCAAACUUCGGGCAGCACCCAUUCGUGUUUGACAUUGAAGACUACAUGAGGGAAUGGAGGACAAAAAUUCAGGCCCAGAUCGACCGCUUCCCCAUCGGAGAGCGCGAGGGCGAGUGGCAGUCCAUGAUCCAGAAGAUGGUGGCUUCUUACCUGGUGCACCACAGCUAUUGUGCCACAGCUGAAGCCUUCGCCAAAUCCACCGAUCAGGCCGUGCAUGAGGAGCUGGCCUCCAUCAAAAACCGGCAGAAGAUCCAGAAGCUGGUGUUGUCAGGUAGAAUGGGUGAAGCCAUUGAGACCACCCAGCAGCUGUACCCCAACCUCCUGGAGAGGAACCCAGACCUUCUCUUCAUGCUCAAGGUGAGACAGUUCAUAGAGAUGGUGAACGGGACAGACAGCGAGGUGAGAUGUCUGGGAGGUCGCAGCCCAAAGUCUCAGGACAGUUACCCCGGGUCACCCCGGCCCUUCAGCAGCCCCAGCCACAAAGCCAGCAGCUCCCAGCCCUACCUCACAGGGUUUGACAGCAACUGCUGUAAUGGUGUGACGUCUAAUAAGAGCCACAGCUCCUCCCCUCACAGUCAUAAGCCCUGCCCCCCGGGCUCUGGCUCCACCCUCCCGGCAUCCGACAUCAGCCUCAACGGGAGUCGCAGCCAACAGCCGAUAACCAGGGGCUCAAGUACUGCUGUUAUGUCAAAGCUGCCGGCGUCUCAGAGUAAUGAUGUGGAUAUGGAGGUCGAUCACUUCACCAACGGAGUGACAGAAUCGUCUUCCAAUGGUUUUCUCAACGGCACCUCCAAACACACCACGGAGCCUGAUGACUGUGACGCAGAUAUGGAGGUGGAGUCAGCACAAUCUAAGAGGCAGCUGUGCGGCGGAAGCCAGGCGGCCAUUGAGAGAAUGAUCCAUUUUGGCAGGGAGCUCCAGAGCAUGAGUGAACACCUCCGCCGUGAGUGCGGCAAGAACUCUGCUAACAAGAAGAUGCUCAAGGAUGCAUUCAGCCUGCUGGCCUACUCGGACCCGUGGAACAGCCCAGUCGGAUACCAGCUGGACGCCAUUCAGAGAGAGCCGGUCUGCUCCACUCUCAACAGUGCAAUAUUAGAGACUCACAACCUGCCCAAGCAGCCUCCCCUGGCCCAGGCCGUGGGUCAGGCCGCCCAAUGCCUCGCCAUGAUGGCACGAACUGGCAGUGGCUCCUGCGCCUUCGCCUCUGUGGACGAUUACCUACACUAGCCCCGUGUGCACGCAGACACACACACACACACACACACACACACACACACACACACACACACACACACUCUCUCCAAGGGCCUGUCCAGAAAUGCUUCUUUCCAACUGCUCAGUCAGUGUAGUCCUAUUAGCCGAGGAGGCAUUCCUCUGCACGCCGUCAUAGAAAGUCAACCAUCUCACUCGCUUCUGGUUCUCCUGUUGCUGAACGCCGCUGAGGGUCAGAAGACAUUUUUGGGCAGAUCCUUAGUGACACCACCUCCUUUUCCAUCAUAAAUAUGAAAUUACACCUCCACCUUCGGUUGGCUCCCCAUGCGUCUGCCUCCAUCUAACUGACAGUAGCUGACUUUAAAAAAUAAUCGGGGGGCUGAACUCGUGCGGACGUGCCACAGUCCCCGCAUUCCUGGGGGAGGAAUUGAACCGGGGGUGGACAGACUGUUAAAAAAUAUCUCUGGUCAAACAUAAAUGGGGGGGGGGGCAACAAUAAGAAAACAGACGAGUGGCCGCCAUGGUUGACCCACCAUUAACGUGGUCCCUGUAAACCUGUGGCUUACCAGGCAAACACACACAGAAAACACAAACAUACACACACACACAAAUAAGCACGGAGGCAAGCUGAUGCUGAUGCUGGGAUUGAAAAGUCCAUCUCACCGAGGCUUGCUCAAACUCCGGCCAAUGCAACCCUCCGUUAUGGCCUCCCCCCCCCCUCCGUAACUCUUCACCCUCCCUGCACCGCCUCCCUCCUGCUACCUUCCACUGACUUCAGGACAUCGGCGAAGAUAUGUGUGACGUACGUGGACUCGGGACUUCAGAGAAGCCAGAGAGAAUCUACAGUCUCGACUCAGCGUUCCCUAUUUUCAGUCUUUUGUUUAGUUUUUGUUUUUCUUCGGCGAAGUGGGCAGACGUGGGGAGGGGGGGAGGCGGGGUUACCUGGCUCUUGUUUUGUUUAGUUUUUCCAGGUUUACGAGGCAUGGUGCAGACGACGAUGAUUAUUCUUAUUAUUAUUCUAAUUAUCAAUAUAUUAAUUAUUGUUACUUGCAUUCACAGUAUAUUUGUUGAGCGCCAGCAAGAGCAAGUUCCUCCAACUUAUUAUAAUAAAGGUCCCGAUUCCACCGAUUACCAGUGACGAGCGUGUGUACAUGUUAACGUUUAUAUAUGAAUUUAACAAAAUAAAAUUAUAUCAAUAGAGCGACAUAUUUAGUUAUAGAAAUCACUGAAAAAAACAGUCCUUUAAUGCUUUGUACUGACACCAGUGACCCCUGAAGUGUGCUGGUUGUUCCCAGUCUGUAAAAUUUUCCUGUUUGGUUGAAUCCAGGGUUCCUACACAGGUGAAAGUUGACACAAAUUCCAGGUCUGGAAAAUGCUGGAAAAAACAGGUUUUGAGUUGUAAGAACUUGGCUGCAGAUUUUACAUGUUGUCCAUGAAGUCACUAAAGCUGAUCUGAGAGCGUCUUCAGACACUUCUGCUGGAUUUUCUAUAAUGAGUGUGCUGUGUAGGGGCCCUGCUUUGACCUCUGACUGCAUUUUAUCUGUUACCCUCCCUUCCCCCGUAGUAAACCCUCAGCCACACAAAAGAUUUGUUCCAAACAUUGUUAAUAUUUAUUUUUGUAUCUCUCUAUGCUAAUCUUUAACCCACAACAAACUCAGGAGCCAAAAUAUCCUCUUGUUCAUCCUUCUCGGUUCAGAAGCAGCUGAUUGGCCCCUGUGCCUCUAUUGAAUGCUGACUCGACUUUUGGUAAUUUAAAUCAGAUGAGAAAAACUGAGCAGGUGUGAAAUCGGCCUCUGAGGGAGCUCAGCCAUUUAAAGUCAAACUAAAAUGUCCUGUCUCCUAAAUGAGGGGGAAAAAAAACUAUAGUCGCCCCCCCCCCCCCAAAAAAAACAAACAAACAAACAAACAAAAAACUGUGUUUUUGUUUGUUUCCCUGAGUACAGCCAUGAAGUCAAAACUGCCCUUAAAAACACAAAAAAAGUAAAUCCUCCUUAGAUUUAAAUGUGGCUGACUUCUACUUCAGGGACUUCUUCCCGUGCACCUUUCAACUGCGUUCAGUGUUGCUGCUUCUGUUACAUCACUGUGUUGUGCUCUGCAUUGUUGAUCCCACAUCCCAAAUGUCAGGUUCCAUCACUCUGACCCCACUUUUAUGCUGAAGACCACUGAUAAUGAGAGCCAAGUCUCUCAGGUUACAGCUCGUGAGAGCGGACGGCAGUUCUCAGUGUAGGAGUCCACAGGGUCCACGCACAAAGCCGUGCGUCGGGUGACCAGCGUGGUCGUGAUCACACUGAAUGUUUUAAUGGAUGAACGAUGUAAAUUGAUCCCUCGGAGUGAGACUGUAAUCCCUGAGGCAGAACAUUUGUACAAUUGAAGUGAAAUUGUGUGGCAUGUGUGCCAUCAUUCAGCAGCUGGUCGUAGAGUAAAUUAGUCAGAUUUGAUGCCCUGCAACUUCUUAUGUGUAUCAGAAAUGUCAGAAUGGGACUUCCAACUGAUCUGUGUUUCAGGUAACCCUGGAAACGAUCCAGAGGUGCACAACAGGAUGACCUUGGAUCAGCUACAUUUAAAUCAGUGAUGGUUUUUGUUUUUUAUGGGCAGAGCCGCAGAACUUUUUGACCAGAAGUUAUAUAUAUUUAUAUAUGCAUUAAUCUGUAUUUUUACCUGAAGAUAACCUUAUUCAUGACCACCUCCACCCCUCAUCCUGUGUUAACUUGGCUCCAACUGUCUUUAAUCAAACCAGUACCGUCAUCAGUGGGUGCUAAAACCUCACCCCCUCUAUUUGUAUUAAUGGUGAGGCUGUUAGUUCAGCUUAAACCAUAGAAACAGUAAAUACUUCUAACUUGGAUAGCAGAAAUCUAAAUUCUUUUAGUUUUCCUGAUGAUUACCACCAAAUUGCCCCCAGAGCUUUUUUUUUUUUUUUUUUUAACUCAGCAAAAUGCUACCAGGGAGUAAAUCUAUCCAGUUUUUAUUUCUGAAGCUCCUGAAAAUGCAUACAGGUGUUAAUUUUUACCCAUCACCCCUCAGAGGAGAGCUUUUCUGACCUUCUGGGUUUCAGUUUUAUUAACAGAAUAGUUUUUUGUUUGUUUGGUUUUUUUGGCCUCUUAGUCUGUAAAGAUGUAAAAAAAAAAAAAAAGAAAAAAAAAAAGAAGACUUUAAGAAGAAAAAAAAAAAUCCAGAAUUGUCACCUGCACUGUGGCUUCCACGUUAAACCAAAAUGUAUCGCAGCUGUGUGUUUUUUAGGCCUGUGUUCAUGCUCGCCACUCGCAGAGAAACAGGAAGGCCGAGGCUUUCGCUUGACACAACAUCCAUCUUUCCCUCUAGCCCCCCCGGCCCUCACACCCACCCAGGAAUCCAGAGUUGGCAUUUUUCCUCACGGUGGAACCGAGCUUUCUGUACUUUGGUUUGUUUCUUUUCUUUUCUUUUUCUUUGGAUCGCAAGCAGUCACGGCAUCGUUUAGAAAA